Molecule: messenger RNA, 1930 nt
Organism: Exophiala xenobiotica
Lineage: Eukaryota; Fungi; Ascomycota; Eurotiomycetes; Chaetothyriales; Herpotrichiellaceae
Product: galactose-1-phosphate uridylyltransferase
Exons: 2
Coding region: 141-1349 (402 amino acids)
Biological process (GO): beta-D-galactose catabolic process via UDP-galactose, Leloir pathway
Cellular component (GO): cytoplasm
Molecular function (GO): zinc ion binding; UDP-glucose:hexose-1-phosphate uridylyltransferase activity
Source: RefSeq, a predicted model, not a curated record
UCCCACACCAGACACUGAAUGCAACGUCGAUUCCACUCCGCACCCGCCAAUUCUGUGGCUCCUUGUCUACAGCUCGUGCUUGCUCUUGAUAUUCCUGAGACGGGCUACUUGGUUUUGUGCUUCCCCUACAUUCAGCAGUCAUGCCUGAAAAGAUCCUCGACGACAUCUCGCACCGGCGGUACAACCCACUCCGCGGUAGCUGGAUCCUGGUUUCCCCUCAUCGCACCAAAAGACCAUGGCAAGGACAGCAAGAGAACCCCGGAGUAAUCGACCUCCCAACCUACGACCCGAAAUGCUACCUCUGUCCCGGAAACAAAAGAGCCUCGGGCGACACCAACCCCAGUUACAAGGAUACUUUCGUCUUUGUGAACGACUACAGUGCUGUUAAGGAGGAACAAGAAGACUACGCUCCGCAAGAUGCAGCAGGGAGUCUGUCGAGUCUCCUGCUACAAGCAGAGCCUGUCAAGGGGAAAUGCUACGUGCUGACAUUCAGCUCUGCGCACAACAUCACCCUGGCUGACAUGUCUCCCACCGAGAUCCUGCCUAUCGUUAAGACAUGGACAGAGAUCUACACAGCACAUAUCUCUCCGAAGUCACAGCUCGCUGCGAUCGCAAAGCCGACUCACCUUCCUCCAUCGAACCCACACGCGAACGUCGGCACGCCGAAAGAUCAGUAUCGGUGGAUGCAGAUUUUCGAAAACAAAGGUGCAGCCAUGGGAUGCUCAAAUCCGCAUCCCCACGGGCAAAUUUGGACCACCACAUCACUGCCUGAAGAGCCGGCCAUCGAAUUGGAACAGUUGAGGAAAUACCACCGGGAACAAGGUGGCGCACACAUGCUGGUUGACUAUGCCCGCCUAGAGCGGGAAAAGAAUGAGCGAGUGGUGUUCCAGAACCAGACCUUCCUUAUCGUCUGUCCAUGGUGGGCAACCUGGCCUUUCGAGACCAUGGUGCUUCCGGUCAAGCACUUACGCUCACUGAUCGACCUAGACGAGAACGAACAAGUGGACCUUGCAGAAGCGAUUGCUGAGAUUACCCGUCGGUACGACAAUUUAUUUGAGACAAGCUUUCCAUAUAGCAUGGGCAUACACCAAGCUCCUUUGAAGGGCACCAGCGAGGAGAUCGAUUGCUCCAGUCUGCAUCUUCAUUUCUAUCCUCCGCUGUUACGAAGUGCGACUGUUCGAAAAUUCUUGGUCGGCUACGAGAUGAUGGCCGAGCCACAGAGGGAUAUCACGCCAGAACAAGCUACUGCCAGGUUGCAAGCUUGCGGUGGAGAGCUCUACAGAAAGAAAUUGCAAGGUGAUGGAGACAAAGUGCAGAAUCCUCCUGCACCAGAGAAGCCGGAGCCUUGAUAUAUUAUUCUUCGUCCAUAUUCUUCCGUUGUGUGUACAGUUCUUAUUUGACAUAGAAGUCAUACUGAGCGACACUCCAUACCAAGCCAAACAGCGAGACACUGACAGGGGCCAACCAAGGACCCCAAGGUCGACUUGUUUUGUACACAAAUGCCUCCAUGCUGAAAUGGACCAGACCGACAAGAUUGGUUAACAUCUGCAUCUGAAACCAGGACGCCUCGUUGAUGUGGUAUGCAGCGAAGAUCCUCACGAGGCCUACAGCGAAGGUCCAAGUUCCGAAAGUUCUCGAGGACAAGGGCGUCGCAGUAGACGUCUCAUGAGCAGGUCUUUUGGCCUUGCCCGGUUCGGGGUGGCCAGAGUAGAGGCGCUGAGUGUAGGAUAUGGUGUUGUAGCAUUGCACGGCAUUCCCAAGGGCAGUCACCCCCACCUGGGUAUAUAUUAGCAUGUGUUGUGAAGAGAUGGGUGUGUGGCUGUACAAAGAGAAUAUACAGAGGCAGAUAGCCUUCUGAUUGAGGGAGCAUGGACGCCAUUGUAGUAGGUGAAAGUCGGUAGUGUGCGUUUCUCGCAAGUCAAUUCUUCAC